Hyaloscypha bicolor E is the source of this 3055-nucleotide messenger RNA. RefSeq lists its product as uncharacterized. The record is from RefSeq and is a predicted model, not a curated record. The coding region runs from base 1 to 2706 and encodes 901 amino acids. The transcript has 2 exons. NCBI's taxonomy places the organism in Eukaryota, Fungi, Ascomycota, Leotiomycetes, Helotiales, Hyaloscyphaceae.
AUGGCCGAUUUCGGUGGCUACAAAGAUGCCGACGGCGUCACUCACCCGCCACCAGCAAUAGCUGCAAGGGCCAUUGCAACUCCCAGAGAGCCAAAAUAUAUCUCCCUAAUCAAAAAGAUUGAAGCCGCAAUGGAAAAACUUGACUGUAGGGAGCAAUUUGUAGAUCUUGGUCCGGAAGAUUUCAUCGAGGGUGCCGCCGACACGAUUUUAGAACUCCACGAGCAGAACAGCACACACGAAGACAAAUAUUCCGAAGCUAAAGCUCGAAUUGAAAAACUUGAAAGCGAGUUGCAGGUAAAGAAGGAGAACCCAAAUAACCUGCAGCACCAACUGGGACAAGACACACCGGCACGGCCCGAUCCAAUUCCCAAUGACUCGACUUCAGCGUCACAGAAUGAUAUGGAGGUCGAUGAGCCGAAGAAAUUGACGAAAAAGAUGUUUGCCGACAUGGAGAAGAAGUACGCUAUAUUGGAAGAGAAAUACGAAGCUGCGAAUACCAAAGCAGUCCUAUGCACAUGUUCCACCGUGCGAGGGAUUCUUGAUGAAUUCACGGAGAGACUUGAUAAAGCUAUUGUGGCUACCAAAGCCGACUUGGGAGACGCUGGAUCCGAGUAUUAUAAGGCCGAGGAUUAUCUUGAGUGGUCGGAGAAAGAGAUCUUGACACUCCGGGAAUUGGUAUCCAAGUUGAAGGCUGCUGGCGGUGAAGCGGUCAAGGAGGAACGGGCGGCAGAUCGGGACCGCAUUGCAGAUCUUGAACACGAUGCGAUAACCCAAAUGGAACGCGCCGAUUCUUACGAAAAGGAACUGAAACAAGAGCGGAUAAAGAUUCAGCAGAUGAAUCAAGACAAAAUGCAGCGUCAGAACGACUUGACCGAGGCGCGGCGAGUGUGCGCUGAGCGACUGACCAAAAUUUCUCAACUCGAAAGUACCGUCGCCUCCCUCCAAGAUACCAACGCCAUUCAAAAUACCUUCCUUGAGUCCUCCCGUUCCACCAUACAGACCCGCGACGCAACAAUCGCCCAUUCUUACUCGUCUUCCGUCCAGACCAAUAUCCAAAAUCUCCAGGGGACAAUCAGUCAGCGCGAUGCAACGAUCCAGACUUUGCAAGCACAAGUGGAGAAUGUCCAGGCGCAAUUGGAUCGGACUGUGGCUGAAAAGAAUGAAGCUCAGCGAGCACACGAGAAUGAAAAGACCGAUGUUCAAUCACAGCUAUCAUCAUCCCAAGCUAAACUAGGCGAGCAUACGGUGGGAAAGACGAAUAUCCAGAAGAAGAAGGCGAACACCAAGCUCAACAACAACAAGAAGGAUGAAGAGCCCGAACGUGCCUUUCAGCAAGAGAAGAAGGUCAACAAUAUGCAGGCCGAAUUUGAUAGGAUGCGCCGAAAAAAUGAGGAGUCUGCUUGGGAAGACUAUGAUGAGUCUGAGGAGGAUGAGGCGGCCAACCCGACCCACAGUCUUCAAAUGUCCCAACCAACAUUGGGCAAUGAAGUCCCACUUCCGCGCAACAAAGGGCAAACCUCUGAAUUCAAGGCAUCCGCACUGGCGAGGGGCGGUCAAGGGCGGGUCCUAGGCUCCACUUCAAAAGUCGGCAAGCCAAUCAAGAACAAUCGGAGACAGUCACAUACUCCUUCGCAACUUCGAUUGCCCUACCUGCUGCAGGACAAUGCCGGAGAAACAGAUGAUUAUACCAAUUCGUUGUCCCAACCUUCCAAGCACAACGUCGUACAGCCCAGCCAGAUUCUCCCAGCUUCAAGCGAGCCAAUGGCCAGUGAGAUUUGGUGCUUGCCUUCCAGGCUUCCGCAUCUCGUCGAUGUAAUGACCAAGUUGAUAAUCAGCCGCCAGGAGAACGAGAUUCAGCAGCUCAAAGAAGCAAUUGAGAAUUAUAAGAAGGAGAUUGCAGACUUCAAGGCGUCGAUCGAUCCCAAGACCGGAGCUCUAAUUGAUCGCGAACGCCGAGCCCUUCCCCAGACGAAAGAUCAGCUCACAGCAGCGUAUACUCAGCUCCAUCACGCAAAUGGUCGCAUAGUCUAUCUGGAAUAUUAUCGAGAUAAUAUUGAGGGCAUCAUCACAAGUCUCCGGAAUGCGAACGAAAUCCUCAGAAGUGACAAUAGCAGACUGGAGAAGAAGUCCAGGAAGGCUGAUGGAAUGGACGAUAAAAUCAAAAGCAUGGAGAAGGAGCUCAACUCUCAUGAAAAGACACUCAAGGAAGUUUUGGAGAUCCAGGCAAGAACAUUUGGCGAGUUGGAGGAGUCUAGGAAAGCUACUCAGCAGGCGGAGACAAUACUCCGAGGAGAGCAAGACAUCCUGCGGAAGAAAACUACGACUAUCGACGCCUUGAAGGUUGAAGUUGCAAAAGAGAAGGCGAGUGCAGACCUGUGUCGUCGAGCUAUGGAGCGUUCUCCCAUGUUCCCGGAGCACAAUGUUAGGAUGCUGAAGGAUAUCCGAAAGAAAUUCGACGCCCUCAUUCCGGACCCGGCAAAGGUCAUUGAUGACCUUUUGAGUGAGCCGAUUACCCAUAUUCCGACGCUAGCAGAUUGUCGAAUUCCUUGUCAGCAGCCUUCAGUGCACUCUCUUGAAAAGGACGAAGCUGUUGCGCCUCCAAAGGUUGAGCAGGAUCCAUCACCAGAAGCUGUACCAGUAGCGCAGUCUCUAUGGAACAGAUGGACUGGCUGGCUGUGUAACAGCGUGGAGAAGAAUGCUGCAUGAGAUACUGAGGGUUACGGUGGAUUAUAGAGUUGGUUGAUGCGUGGAUUAGUGGUAUUUGUUGGAGUAUCUGGGGACAACUGUGGCUGAUGUUUAGUUGGACCUGCUAAAAGAUGGCAGGUGGUACUUUUCAUUGGGGUUACUAGAUUUAGUGCCUGAUGGUCUCUUACUUGAGCUGGCUACGUUAGCGGCCUGUGCUUUCUUUUAGGUCCACCCGAAAUUGGUUGGCGAGGAGGAGUGGCUUUCGUUUGGGCUUACUUGGACAAGUGGCUUGUGUUUCAUUCUUGGCUUGGCAGAGCAUAGCUGGCCACUAUUUGCAGACAGAUUCAGUACUCGCAAUUCAUGAUUACUG